UCCAUUGAGAAGAAUGGUCAAGUACUGGCGUUGCAACGAGAAUAUCAGAAGAGUGUUUCAUCGACUGUUCUACCGAGCACACCAACAAAGCUGGUCAAGCCUGACGUUCCCACCUCAUCGCAAACUUAUCUGCCUCCGUGUCGGAAACGAAAGCACUUCAAUGCAUCGGCAAUGUCUUUGUCAAAAUCGUCCGUGAACAUUACCAGCAAAACGUCGAAAAUUACAAACGAGUCGUACACACUGUCUACAGAAACGCAUGAAUCCAUCUUAUCCAAAAGUGAUUUGAUAAACAACGUGAUAUCUCAAAACGUUGAAGUCAGCUCGCAAGUUCCGCCAGUCAAAACAGUUAAAGCUGCUUACACUGGAUCACCAGCAUAUGUUCCUUUGAUACGCAAUGGACGGAAUUCCUCGCGAAACGCCACUACCUACACUUCAGGCAGAGUUUUUCAAUAUGUUGCAGACAAAGUAAAGUCUAAGAGUUCAUUGUCAAUAAAACAGUCUAAUCACACGAGUCGUCAAGUGACAUCGACGCAAGUAAAAUAUCAGGAAAACACAUUUGAAACUCCGUCACCGAGUAUUCCGUCAACCUCACUGUCCACCUCAACGACCACUCCGAAUGCUCUCGGAUCAUCAAGAAGCUACUAUGCCCAAUCGGAAACGAGAAAAGAACAGCAACAGACCGUUACAAAUGCGCAGUCAGUAUCUGAAUCGAGAUCGUCGGUCAGCUCCACUGAUUACCGAUCAAAUUCCAGCAUUUGGUCGAUACAAACCCAACGAAACGACGGCUCUCAACAGACCGAUACGUUCACACAGCAAACUAAAAUGAUCAGUUCAUCGCAAACGCCGGCGGCAUCAGUUGCGAAGAACAAUUCGAUUUCAGUUCAUAGUAAACAGAAUAGAAUUGAUAAUUCAGAAUUUUCAUCAAGAAAUGAAAAAACAGUCGUAGACAUGGCCACUCAUGAUGGAGAGGACGAAUAUAGUGAAGAAAUUGAGUAUGAAUUGGAGAGCAGUGAAGAGAAUAGUCCCACUGGACCAGGUGGAAGAUCGUCAACGGCUACACGAUCUGCUGGCAAGUUUUGCAUGAUAUUAGCCGCUGAACUGUUUUCCUUUCCGAAUUCUACACGUUUUUGUUGUGCACAAGUUUUCUCGUCAGCAAUCAGGAAUAUCGUUUGUUCCGAUAAAAUCAAUCCGCCUGGCUUCGGACCACCUAAGGGAGCUCUUGCAGUCCAAUCAUCAACUGUACCCACUACAACUCCUCCUCCUGACACACCUAGCAACCCAAUCACAUAUUCUGAAAGCAGUACAAGUUAUCCAGUGACUACAUCGGUAUCUGCCACAGUUCCUGCAUCUGCCUCCACACCAUCUCCAACCUCUGUGAGAACAAGCACUUCACCUCAACCCCCUCCUGAGGGUACUGUCCAACCUUUGGAACCUCAAGGACCGCUUCCAUCUGGUGCAAGCUCAUUACCCGCUACUACUGUACCCCCAUCUGAAGUUCACCGUCCGUCAGCAUUGAGCGUCCAGCCACGGACAGCCGUUGCAGCAUCGUUUCAAAACAAUUCCGGCUUGCCACUACCACCCGCACCUCAGCCAGAAACUCCGGCACCCGUACAAAUUCCAGCUUCACAGGUACCCCUCCAACCACUGAACCCCACAGAAGGAUUAACAGAACAAUCGUUGAUGUUGUCAGGUGGAAGCGCUUUACAAACAAAUCAAAUUACUUAUCAGAGCACUUCUGACGGUUCUUCAAAUUCCAACAGCUUGUCGCCUUCACCCUCAGUUCCAGAAUAUGGAGUUAGUUGA
Molecule: messenger RNA, 1803 nt
Organism: Anisakis simplex (herring worm)
Lineage: Eukaryota; Metazoa; Nematoda; Chromadorea; Rhabditida; Anisakidae
Source: the annotation of a GenBank genome assembly